This is a messenger RNA of Prorocentrum cordatum, 444 nucleotides long. NCBI's taxonomy places the organism in Eukaryota, Dinophyceae, Prorocentrales, Prorocentraceae. The record is from the annotation of a GenBank genome assembly.
GCCCUGCCUGCAGCCAAUGAAGUGGAUCCUGCAGCUUGUCCUGCUGGCGCAGGUGGCACCCGGCGCUGCAGAUGGCAGUGCUGCGGACGAGCUCCCGCUGACCACCAGGACCCGAUCUCCCUCGCCCGCCCCUGGGGCGACGUCAGCGGGGUGCCGCGCGCCGCCGCCGAGGCCGACAACUCCACGACCGCCGCUUCCGAGGCCAGCGCCGCCGCCGCGGAGCCGGCGCGGCCCGCGGCCGCGGGCCCCAGUGGGGCUUCAGGCUCCUCGCCCCAGCGCGCCGCCGCCGCCUGGGCGUCCGCCAGCGCCCCUGCGCCCCGCGCCGCCCACGUGGCAGCGGCCCCCGCCGUCGACGGCGUGCCGCGGGAGGCCGCCCCGGCGCAGGAGGGGGCCCAGACCGUGCGGCAGCAGCUGGAGGAGCUGCGCCGGCAGCUGGCCGUGGAG